This is a messenger RNA of Ectocarpus sp. CCAP 1310/34, 1317 nucleotides long. The record is from the annotation of a GenBank genome assembly. NCBI's taxonomy places the organism in Eukaryota, Phaeophyceae, Ectocarpales, Ectocarpaceae.
AUGUCACGGAGCGGUUUUUCUUGCGGGAAAACCUUAUGGAGCGGAGCCCGCUCCGCUCCGUGGAAGAAACCACUCCGUGAACCAACCCUGUUUUUUUUCAACUCCACACAAAUAGUGUUUGACAUCGGGGUUGGGUUUGCGUCGCUUGGCAACUACGUUGUGAAACAAGCCAACCCCCCCCGGUCCCCCCAAUUCUAGACUAAAGAGGUUGGCGCUGUUGGCAAGGCGCUGUAAAACACGCCACCCCAAAUAUAGCCCCCCAUAGUAUGCGUUACCAAAGACGCGUGACGCAUGGAUGCGUGGAGUGAGGAUUGCUUACGGAAACCUCACAGGUUGAGUGAUGCAGGAGAUUGCCGGACACAUAGACGUGUUGAGUGAUUAUAGCUGUAUACUGAAACCCCAAGGGUUGAGUGAGGUUUGAGAUUGCCACACAUCGACGGGUUGAGUGGGGAUGGCUGCAUACUGAAACCCCACGGGUUGAGUGAUGUUGGAGUGCCGGACACAUAGACGCGUUGAGUGAGGAAAGACACAUACUGAACCUCACAGGUGAUUUGUAUUGGAGGUUGCCGGCACCUAGACGUGUUGAGUGAGGAUAGCUGCAUACUGAAACCUGACAGAUGGAUUGGUUUUUGAUGCCAGACACAUAGACGCGCUGAGCGGGGAUAGCUACAUACUAACCGCACGAGUUGAGUGAUGUUGGAUAGUGCCAGACACAUAGACGCGCUGAGCGGGGAUAGCUACAUACUAACCGCACGAGUUGAGUGAUGUUGGAUAGUGCCAGACACAUAGACGCGCUGAGCGGGGAUAGCUACAUACUAACCGCACGAGUUGAGUGAUGUUGGAUAGUGCCAGACACAUAGACGCUUUGAGUGAGGAUAGAUGCAUAUUGAGACCUAACGGGUUGAGUGACGUUUGCGACUGCCGGACACAUAGACGCAUUGAGUGAGGAUGGCUGCAUACUGAAACCUCACAGGUCGAUUUAUGUUGGAGAUUGCCAGACACAUAGACGCGCUGAGCGGGGAUAGCUACAUACUAACCGCACGAGUUGAGUGAUGUUGGAUAGUGCCAGACACAUAGACGCUUUGAGUGAGGAUAGAUGCAUAUUGAGACCUAACGGGUUGAGUGACGUUUGCGACUGCCGGACACAUAGACGCAUUGAGUGAGGAUGGCUGCAUACUGAAACCUCACAGGUCGAUUUAUGUUGGAGAUUGCCAGACACAUAGACGCGUUGAGUAAGGAUAGCUGUGUACUGAAAAUCCACAGUAGCUAAAGUGAGGGGACAAUUCGAGAAUGCAGUACACAAAGACCCGACCCCCA